ACAGGCUGCAGCUCCCUCAAACAUGGUGGUUCAAGGCAACAGAGACAAAAUAAAAGACUGAGACUCUUUGCAGGGAACUUCUGGGCCAAAACCACACUUCUGCAGUUUAGGUCAGACAGAAGCUGAAACCUUUGGCACUGAUCACGGCAGAAGUCCGACCAUACAAGACCAGCUCCUGAAUAUACCUCAGUAAACAACUACAGGCGACAGUGAGGGAGCAGAUCUUGGUGUGAAACGUUGAGGAUAUCGGACGAGACAAAGGAGAGCAGUCAUGCCAGGCUCAGGAGGUGCAGAUUCAAAGGGAGAAGAUCUCUCCACUGCCAUCCUGAAGCAGAAACACAGACCUAACAGACUCAUUGUUGAUGAAGCUCUCAAUGAAGACAGCAGCAUUGUCAGUCUGUCACAGGAUAAGACAGAGGAGCUGCAGCUCUUCCGGGGGGACACUGUGGUGCUGAGAGGGCGGAAACGUCGCCAAACUGUGUGCAUCGUUCUGACCGAUGACACCUGUGGACAUGAACGAAUCCGCAUGAAUCGUGUGACACGCAACAACCUACGUGUCCGGCUCGGGGAUGUCAUCAGUAUUCAUGCCUGUCCUGAUAUCAAGUACGGGAAAAGGAUCCAUGUCCUGCCUAUAGAUGACACCAUUGAGGGCCUGACUGGGAACCUCUUCGAUGUUUUCCUCAAACCGUAUUUUCUGGAAGCUUACCGGCCCAUAUAUAAAGGUGACAUCUUCCUGGUAAGGGGGAGCAUGCGGGCGGUGGAGUUCAAGGUCGUGGAGACUGACCCAAGCCCUCACUGCAUUGUUGCCCCGGACACCGUCAUCUAUUGCGAAGGAGAGCCAAUCAAACGAGAGGACGAGGAGGAGAGCCUUAAUGACAUUGGCUAUGAUGACAUCGGAGGUUGCCGGAAACAGCUGGCUCAAAUCAAAGAGAUGGUGGAGCUUCCUCUCAGACACCCCGGCCUUUUCAAGGCUAUAGGAGUUAAGCCCCCCAGAGGGAUCCUGCUGUACGGCCCUGCGGGCACAGGGAAGACCCUGGUGGCUCGGGCUGUAGCCAACGAAACAGGUUCCUUCUUCUUCCUCAUCAAUGGUCCUGAGAUCAUGAGUAAGCUGGCAGGAGAGUCAGAAAGCAACCUUAGAAAGGCGUUUGAGGAAGCAGAGAAAAACGCUCCGGCCAUCAUCUUUAUUGAUGAGCUGGACGCCAUCGCCCCCAAGAGAGAGAAGACCCAUGGUGAAGUGGAGAGGCGUAUCGUCUCCCAGCUCCUGACCCUGAUGGAUGGUUUGAAGCAAAGAGCUCAUGUAGUUGUCAUGGCAGCCACAAACCGACCAAACAGCGUGGACCCUGCUCUAAGACGCUUUGGCAGGUUUGAUCGGGAGAUUGACAUCGGAAUCCCGGAUUCUACUGGUAGACUUGAGAUACUGCAGAUUCACACCAAAAACAUGAAACUGUCCGACGACAUUGACCUGGAGAGGAUUGCCACAGAGACCCACGGUCACGUAGGUGCCGACCUGGCUGCUCUGUGCUCAGAAGCUGCUCUGCAAGCCAUCCGCAAGAAGUUGAUCCUCAUAGACCUGGAGGACGAAACCAUUGAUGCUGACCUGCUCAACUCACUAGCUGUCACCAUGGAUGACUUCCAGUGGGCGCUGAGUCAGAGCAACCCAUCAGCUCUGAGAGAGACUGUUGCAGAGGUGCCUCAGGUCAACUGGGAGGAUGUCGGAGGACUGGAUGAGGUCAAGAGAGAGCUGCAAGAGCUCGUUCAGUACCCUGUCGAGUAUCCGGACAAGUUCCUGAAGUUUGGUAUGACUCCGUCUCGUGGAGUGUUGUUCUACGGCCCUCCAGGCUGUGGAAAAACCCUGCUGGCGAAGGCCAUCGCCAACGAGUGCCAAGCAAACUUUGUAUCUAUCAAAGGACCUGAGAUGCUCACUAUGUGGUUUGGAGAAUCGGAGGCCAACGUCAGAGACGUGUUUGAUAAGGCCCGACAGGCGGCCCCCUGCAUCUUGUUUUUCGAUGAGCUUGACUCCAUCGCUAAAUCCAGAGGUGGCGGAGCUGGGGAUGGAAGUGGUGCAGCUGACAGAGUCAUCAACCAGAUACUCACGGAGAUGGACGGCAUGUCGGACAAAAAAAAUGUUUUUAUUAUUGGUGCCACAAACAGACCAGAUAUCAUAGACCCUGCCAUCCUGCGGCCGGGCCGUUUAGACCAGCUCAUCUACAUCCCACUCCCAGACAAACCGUCUCGCACAGCAAUCCUCAACGCCAACCUACGCAAGUCCCCUGUUGCACGAGAUGUGGACUUGGACUACCUGUCUGGCAUCACAGAGGGUUUUUCUGGAGCUGACCUAACAGAGAUCUGCCAGCGGGCCUGUAAGCUGGCCAUCCGUGAGGCCAUCGAGGCCGAAAUCAAGGCUGAGCGUCAGAGGCAGAACAGACCAGGCAUCCCCAUGGAUGAAGACUUUGAUCCAGUCCCGGAGAUCAGGAAGGACCACUUUGAAGAGGCGAUGCGAUUCGCUCGUCGCUCCGUCAGCGACAACGACAUCCGCAAAUAUGAAAUGUUUGCUCAAACUCUGCAGCAGAGCCGUGGCUUUGGAAACUUCAGAUUCCCCUCUGCAACUGGUACCCGGUCAGGAGGUCAGGGGUCAGGUUCUGGGUCAGGGAGGCCAGGCCUGUACAGAGAAGAUGGCAAUGAUGAUCUCUAUCAGUGACAAAAACUCAACACUGUUUCCCUCUUUCACUGCUGUGCGUGGCUCCCUGGAGGAGUGGAAACAGAAGAAAAACGGGGGUGGACAUUACAACAUACAGAGGGAAACAUGAGGACAUAAUAGUUGUAAUAAUUUUCAGAAACCUUUUUUAAAGUCUUUUAAAAACGUGAAUCAAAUAAGUAAUCAGAUGAAAGAACGUCUGUUAAGAAAUUUUGCUGUAAUAUUCAAAGUACAAUACAAAACACUUGUAAGAUUGAAGAUAAAAGAAUAAAUGUGUCAACCUUACAUACAUCAGAGCUUUUGCUUUUCACACUGUAGUCUUUGCACUUUGAAAGUUAUGCACAUUUUGUGUAUGUGUGCAGUUAAAAUGUGAUAAUUAAAUUUAUUUGUAUGCCUCUAUGAUCAUUCUUAUAGGGUUUAUUUUCUGAUCCUCAGUGCAGUAUUUUGUGCAAGUAUCUACUUCAGUGUCUGUAUCUUGCAUCCUGGCUCACUGUUUUGGCUCACUGGGACACUUGUAUAGAACCAUUGUUGAUGUUAUCAGUAACAUUAGUGUGAUCUUCUUGCUGUGAAAAAUGUCAAUUUUCUUGAACACAUAUGAAUGUUUAACAUGGAAUGUGCUUUUAAGAUUGGGAUUUUCUAUCCAUUUUUGUUUCAAUAUCCAAAUUCUGUUUAUGAAAAACCCAAAUAUGCUAGCUGGAGUACUGUGAAAGAAACUGGGAUGAUAUGGGUGAUACGCAAGUUAAGCCCCAUUAACGGGUUGUUCAUGUCUCUGUAAGAGCCACAAACAAAUCAUACAAAAAGAUGUUUUCCCACGUGCAUCUUAUUGAAUCUACUCAUGCACAUUCGUCUUAAUUUUUUAAUUUUGUUUGUUUAAAGUCUGAAUUGCCAAUGAACCCUUAUAAGAUUAGUUUAAAUGAAAGGUUCAAGCUCUUAAAGCAUCACAAAUGUUUAGAUUUGAGAAAUGCAAAAACAAUACAUUUUCUGGGAAAUAUCCAGUGUUCCUUUUGUUAUCUAACUGUGGACAACUUUUACGUUUAUCACUCUUUUUUGUUGCCAAAAGCCAGCUGACUCUAUUAUUGAACAAGCAGUAAAUAUGUGGCCCCUGAGGGUCUGGGGCCCUGGGGCAGUUGCCCACUUGGUAAUUCAGUUUAGCUAAAAUAUUUUGAAUAUUUAGCUAAACUGUAAUGUUUGUAUGGUUCACCUAUUGAAUAUAUUGGAAAUCUUGUCAUUGCCAAUAUCACUGAUUAAAAAAAAACAAGCAGUUAAAAUUUUGAGAAUUAUGAAGUUUAUUUCUUCUUAACAUUAACACCACCUUUACAAUGGACUAUACAUAACAGCUGAAAAACAAAAAAAAACCCAGGAUCAUCUUCAUGACAUAAAUGAUUUUAAAGAACAAAAUCCAGUUUCCCCCUCCAGUCCUUCAGUCAUUCAUCUGUCCCUUCCUUCUUUUCCAUCCUCUUGUCUUUAUGUCUUCUGUCUCUUCAUGUGAAGCACUUGGCACAUGUAAUUCCUUGUUGUAAAGCACAUUCGCCUGCAUUUCUUGUAUGAC
This is a messenger RNA of Plectropomus leopardus (leopard coralgrouper), 4244 nucleotides long. RefSeq names its product Transitional endoplasmic reticulum ATPase. Lineage: Eukaryota; Metazoa; Chordata; Actinopteri; Perciformes; Serranidae. Gene Ontology annotation, cellular component: cytosol; VCP-NPL4-UFD1 AAA ATPase complex; nucleus. The record is from RefSeq and is a predicted model, not a curated record. Gene Ontology annotation, biological process: mitotic spindle disassembly; autophagosome maturation; retrograde protein transport, ER to cytosol. Gene Ontology annotation, molecular function: ATP binding; polyubiquitin modification-dependent protein binding; ATP hydrolysis activity.